CUGCAUUUAGGCGACAUCGAUGUCAGCGAGGCGAAUCCUGCGGCAAGCAGAGUGGCAGAGAACGGGGGUGAAAACCGUCCCCAACGGACAGUCCAGGCCGAGGGAUCCGAAAAUCAGGAUGGAAAUCGUCUUCAACUACCAGUCGAGACCAAGACAUCUAAAAACAUUGAGGAUCUCAGCCGCUUAGCAAUGUUUGGCAAACAGAAUAGGGUGCUUCGCCGAUUUCAGAUUCAGCAUGGACAGAAAACAGUAGCAGCAGGUGAAGUACCGUCAUCGGCAAGCACGACAUUGUCAAGCAGGCAUACCGUACAACGCCAAACGCCUACUCGUGGAACAAUUGCAGCGCCUGCUACAAGUGUGCAGUCUUCUGGUUUUCAGCAGACUGGCCCGGUCUCGAACGCAGGAGCUCGCUUAACUUCUGUGAGUGUGAGAAAAAGGGAGACUAUUCCCAAUCGCUCUGCCACGCACACAGCAAAAAUGAAGCCUGGUUCUGAAACCGAUGAUGUGGCUCGCUCUACACCAUUCGAUCAAGCUAACCUCGCGAUGAGUGUUAACCAAGUAGGGGUUGGCUCAGAAAGACGUGCCCGAGAUCGAGCACCUCGAACAAAUGCCAGUAGCUCAGCUAAAAUUUCGCAACGUAAUGGCUCUGGGCACAUCGGUCGUUGCCCGCAACCCGCAGACGGGUUUCUAAGCAGUGCUACUGUUUCGAGCAAGAACGAAUACCAUUGUGUGUUGGUCACUCGCGUUCCAAGCAUAGCUCGCUCCACUUCGACUACGAGAAAUACUAGAAAUGCAGCGUCUACUGCUUUGGUUGUCACGAGUGCUAAUAGAGACACCUCAAUCGUUCGCCGUCUCGUUGCUAGUGCUUCUCGUGCUGGAACUAUUAAAAACCCUAGUAGUCCUCCAGGCGUGACGAGCUCGGUUGGAUUGUCAAGUGAUAGAACGUUUACGCUGACUCAUGGUUCUCUAGGCAGGACGAUGCCAGUCGUAUCUCCUCUAAACAGGACUAGCCGGUUGUAUCGUCAAGCCUGGUCAUUUCUUCCCGUACUGGAGCUGGGACAACCGGAAGCGCUAAAGCGCAGCAGGCCUUCUGAUCACAUGAAUCUUCAGAUCGGCUCGACAACAGGCUCGACAGUAAAAGUUGGGCAACAUCGAGCUCGGCUGCAGAGGCACGGUCCAGGAAAGUUUUGA
Molecule: messenger RNA, 1191 nt
Organism: Haemonchus placei
Lineage: Eukaryota; Metazoa; Nematoda; Chromadorea; Rhabditida; Trichostrongylidae
Source: the annotation of a GenBank genome assembly